GCUCCUCUGCCGUGGUGAGUCGCACUUCCUGAGGCGGUGACGCAGACAGCGGACAGAGUGUUAACUUUACUUUCGGAGCGAAUUCUUUGUGUUUUGUGUUUUUUUCCCAACGUUUUUCGUGACAUUUUCGCGCGGUAGGAGUUCGUGAGUGGAACUUCCACGAUGGUCAAAGUGUCUUUUAACUCGGCUUUGGGCCAGAAAGACGUGAAGAAGGACGCAGAAACUCUUCUUCCCGACGAAGAGCGAGAUGCAGAGGCAGCGAUGGUUCCAGUCCUGGUUCCGGUGGCUCAGCAGACCCGGGCCUGGUGCUGGUGCAUGUGUCUGGGUCUCGCCCUCAUGCUGUCUGGAGUUGUGGUGGGCGGAGCCUACCUGUACCGCUACUAUAUCCUGGAGGAGGGUCAGGUGUUUGUGUGUGGCGUCAGCUACCGUGAAGAAGACUACAUGAUCCAGGAGGAGGAGGUGGACGUGGAGCUGCCGAGUCCUUACCACCUGCAUCAGCUGGAGGAGAGAAUCCGAGUCCUGGAGAGAGAACAGGUGGAACUGAUCAGUGUCCCAGUGCCGGAGUUUGAGGACGGAGACCCAGCGGACAUCGUCCAUGAUUUCCAGAGGAUGUUGACCGCCUACCUGGACCUGAAUUUGAACAAGUGCUACGUCAUCCCACUCAACACGUCCAUCGUCCUCCCGCCCAAGAACUUCCUGGAGCUGCUCGUCAACGUCAAGGUAACGUCUAAUCCAGACUUCAUCCAGACUCCUAAUCCAGAUUUCGUCCAGAAUCCUAAUCCAGACUUCAUCCAUACUCCUAAUCCAGACUUCAUCCAGACUCCUAAUCCAGACUUCAUAUAGACUCCUUAUCCAGACUUCAUCCAUACUUUAUCCGGACUUCAUCCAGACUUCAUCCAUACUUUAUCCAGACUUCAUACAGACUCCUUAUCCAGACUUCAUCCAUACUUUAUCCAGACUCCUAAUCCAGACUUCAUACAGACUACUUAUCCAGACUUCAUCCAUACUUUGUCCAGACUUUAUCCAGACUUCAUCCAGACUCCUAAUCCAGACUUCAUAUAGACUCUUAUCCAGACUUCAUCCAUACUUUAUCCAGACGCCAUACAGACUCCUUAUCCAGACUUCAUCCAUACUUUAUCCAGACUCCUAAUCCAGACUUCAUAUAGACUCCUUAUCCAGACUUCAUCCAUACUUUAUCCAGACUUCAUCCAUACUUUAUCCAGACUCCUAAUCCAGAC
This is a messenger RNA of Solea senegalensis (Senegalese sole), 1238 nucleotides long. It is a transcript of the gene itm2ba, whose product is annotated as integral membrane protein 2Ba. Bases 163 to 843 code for a protein of 226 amino acids. Gene Ontology annotation, molecular function: amyloid-beta binding. The record is from RefSeq and is a predicted model, not a curated record. Gene Ontology annotation, cellular component: plasma membrane; Golgi apparatus; extracellular exosome. Gene Ontology annotation, biological process: negative regulation of amyloid precursor protein biosynthetic process. NCBI's taxonomy places the organism in Eukaryota, Metazoa, Chordata, Actinopteri, Pleuronectiformes, Soleidae. The transcript has 6 exons.